CGGGGCUCAUGGGAUCCGUGUCGGUGAUAUUGUUCGUGUGAAUGACAUUUCGUCGCGGGCUGGGAAGAAGAGUGGUAGUGGGAAAGAGAAAGGGAGGGAUGCUGCGAAGUCCGCUGGGAGUUCGACGGGGGCGGAGGGUGUUGUUACGAGAGUUGGGGAUAGGAGUGUUUGGGUUGCGUUUGGGCAGAGAGGGGGUAGUGGUCGUUCUAAGGAUGAUGAUGAGGCGGUUGAAGAGCUUUGGGGAAAGAAGCUUUGGCUGUAUGCUUUCAUUCCCACUUCCUUUUGUCUUUACUGUGAAGCUGCAUGGAUGGAUUGCUCGUGGGUUUAGUCUUUUUUCUAUCGUCACUAACAAGAGACCGCAGUAUAAAGCUCGCCAAUGACGUGACGUUUAGACGGUACGUAUGGACAUUGCUGGGUGAAGAAUACAGAACUGACUGUUUUACAGCAUGAAUCAGACGAUGGAGAAGAUGGCUAAAAUGUCGGAAUCAGAGUACACGCACUUCAUGCGCGUCGCAUUCGGGCAUACUACCCCGUUGCAAGUGGAUUAUGAUGCUACCGGCCCCAUCGAGUUCUUUGAUCCUACGUUGAACGACUCGCAGAAAGAAGCGAUUCGGUUUGCCUUGGCUUCCAAGGAUAUUGCUCUUAUCCACGGUCCUCCAGGAACAGGUAAAACUCAUACACUGAUAGAGCUCAUCCUUCAGAUGGUUCAGCGAAAACUGCGGGUGCUAGUAUGCGGACCGUCCAAUGUGUCUGUCGAUAACAUCGUCGAGCGACUAGCUCCGAACAAAGUCCCGGUGGUGCGAAUCGGUCAUCCCGCCCGUUUAUUGCCGUCAGUUGUGGAACACUCGCUAGAAGUCCUCACGCACACAUCUGAGGCGGCUGGUAUUGUGAAGGAUGUUCGACGGGAGAUCGACCAGAAACAGGCGAGCAUCAGUAAAACAAAAAGUGGGCGUGAGCGGAGAGCUAUCUACGAUGACCUGAAAGAGCUACGCAAAGAGUUCAGGGAGCGGGAGUCAAGGUGUGUGGAUAACUUGGUCCGGGAGAGCAAGGUGGUUCUUGCCACUCUCCAUGGUGCUGGAGGAUACCAGUUGAGGAACCAAAAGUUCGACGUUGUGAUUAUUGAUGAAGCGAGUCAAGCCUUGGAAGCCCAAUGUUGGAUCCCACUACUGUCCGCCUCGAAGGUUGUUCUCGCCGGUGACCACCUACAACUGCCUCCCACCGUCAAGUCAUCUGUGCACAAGUCAAAGGAUGAGCGGACAAGGGGCAAAGGAUCAGCAUCGUCUACUAAGGACGCCACAGCUGACACAGAUAUUGCUAAGGGAGUUUCACUGGAGAAGACCUUGUUUGAUCGACUCCUUGCGCUUCAUGGACCAGGCAUCAAGAGAAUGCUAACCACACAGUAUCGAAUGCAUGAGAUGAUCAUGCGAUUCCCCUCUGACGAACUUUAUGAAUCCAAACUUAUUGCUGCAGACCCGGUAAAAGCCCGCCUGUUGAAGGAUUUACCAUAUGAUGUCGAGGAAACGGAUGACACCAAGGAACCUGUUGUUUUCUGGGAUACUCAGGGUGGUGACUUUCUAGAGAAAACCGAGGACAACGAUGUUGGGGCAAAAGAGGCGUUGCUCGGCGAGAGCAAGAGCAACGAAAUGGAGGCAUCUGUGGUAGCGAAGCAUGUGACGAACCUAGUCGAUGCAGGAGUAAAACCGGAGGACAUAGCAGUCAUCACUCCAUAUAAUGGCCAACUAGCAUUGCUCUCUCGAUUACUCCGAGAGAAAUACCCGGAAAUUGAGCUGGGGAGUGUUGAUGGCUUCCAGGGUCGGGAAAAGGAGGCUGUCGUUGUCAGCCUGGUGCGCAGUAACCCGGAGAAUGAGGUCGGAUUCCUGGGGGAGAAGCGGCGGUUGAACGUGGCCAUGACUCGACCUAAACGGCAUCUGUGCGUGGUUGGCGACUCGGAAACUAUCAGCAGAGGCAGUGGUUUUCUCAAGCGGUGGAUGGGAUUCCUAGAAGAACAUGCAGAUCUACGAUAUCCAGAUGUCGGCGAGUUGAUGUGAGAUCCAGGGCUCUAUAAGGAACCAAGCCAUGGUAUUCCCUACACUACCCCCAACAGCCUCCAGUCGCAGGAAGGCGUGCACAGCAGUCUGCCGUUUGCAGAGCUCACCCGGUGAUCUUGGAUUGCCGUUUACCCCGGAAUCUCUCGGUGGUUGCUUGGGUACAGCACGCCGUGGCGCUAUAUGCUGUAGUGUCUGCCGCACAGCCAUGUGGCAAUCGAUAGUGUCAUGCAGCAUGCAUGCAUAUUUUGAAGCCAACCAAAAGCAUCCUGUAGGAGAGGACUGAUCUCGCGAAUUCCUCUGCUGCUGGGAGUGGAGUCAACUCGGGAGUGUGCGGAUCGGUGCUACAACAACAGCUUUCAUCGUAGAGAAUUUACACAGCUCAGCUGGAAGAGAAGCAAGGGAGCGUGCUGGAAGACUUUGCAGGAAACAGCCGUAUCCAACCUUCGUAGUCGAGCAAAGGGGUCAUGCGAGGCAUUCAAACAGGCCGCUACGCAGUGUAACGUUCAGAAGCCGUCCAGGCCGUUCCUGGUGCCUGGUUCCUGGGCUGCUCUGAGAAGCAUCUCCGUCGAAUGUGAUAUCAGCUGGAAGCAAUGCAA
Monascus purpureus is the source of this 2644-nucleotide messenger RNA. NCBI's taxonomy places the organism in Eukaryota, Fungi, Ascomycota, Eurotiomycetes, Eurotiales, Aspergillaceae. The record is from the annotation of a GenBank genome assembly.